AUGAUCAAGCAACUUGAUAUAUUUGGCAGCUAAAUCCUUCUAAGAUUUAAGGGCUAACAUACUUAUAAUACAAGAUUUGGCUCUUUUUUUACUCUUUUGAUUAUUAGUGUCAUUGGGUUUCGUCUCUUUUUUAUUGUAAAGGACAUAUUUCUUAGGAAUUCCCCUCAAGUUAUUUUAUCAGACAGAUAAGUAGAUGAUCCUGCUUUAUUCGAAAUGACUAAUUCUACAUUUCCUGUUGCUUUUGCUAUGCAAGACCCUAAAACUUUUAAUGCUUACAUUGAUGAAAGCAUUUAUGUUAUAAAAGCUUACUAACAAGUUAAAAGAUUAGUUUUUAAUCAAACAACUAAUGUCUAUGAUUCUGUAUGGGAUACUCCUAUAUCAUUAAAAAUUUAGCCCUGCUCAACUCUUAACUUUGGAAAUCCUACUAAUUCACAUUAUUAUUUAAAACUAUAGUACUAGAAUUAUUACUGCUUUGAUCCAAGUGCUGUUCUCACAAUUUAGGGAGAUUUUAAUUCAAAUGUUUAUUCUUAAGUCAGGUUUAUUGUUUAAAAAUGCUAAAAAAAUUGUAAGCCUCAGGAUGUGAUUGAUAAGUUUUUACUAAAAGCAACAUUCAGUCUUUAAAUGUCAGAUGCUUAUGUCGAUCCAACUAUAAAAGAUAAUCCUUUUGUAAGCUACUCCAGAGAUUUUUUUUGGCCAACAAGUACUUUAAUGCCAAAAGAUGUCAACAUUUAUUUAAGAAAUAAUUAUGUUUAGAGUGAUUUUGGAUGGGUUUUGUCUGAUAUAAAAGAAUAAAAAUUUCCUACUUUUAGCUAUUAUGAAGCUGCGGUUUAUCCUCCAGAUUAUUAAACAUAUUUCUUAUAAGUGUUAUUCAGAUUUGAGAAACAAAAAGAAAGUGUCUAUCAUAGAUAUUACAAGAAUCUUAAUAACAUAAUCUCUGAAAUUGGUGGUUUUACACAGAGUCUUCUUGCUAUUGGAAUAUUAAUUUGUUCAAGAGUUUCUUAAUUGCAAUUAAAUUAAGAAAUAAUAAAUUAAGCAUUUAACUAUGACGAAGAUAGUGAAGCAGAGUGCAGUAACGGUGACAAAAACAUGCUCCAAUAACCUGUCAAAGAUUAAUCCUCCCCAAAUAUUAUCAACAACCAAAAAGAUUAAGUUGAUGCGGAAGAUAACACAAAUGCAUAUAAAAUUCUACUUAACUCACGAUUAUAGAUGUAAAAAACAGGAAAUUCUAGAUUAAUGGCCUAAAAUAAAAACGACAAUACUGUUUCAAUAAACGAAAUUAAAAAAGAUGCUGAUAUAUAAAGCAUUUCAUUUAAUUAAGACAUAACUUAAAAUUUUAAUGCCUUUAAUUCAAACUAUAAAUUUUAACAACCAGCAAGUUUAUAAUCAGGAAUUUUAUAACAUAAAUAAUAAUUCAGCCCUCCUGUCAAGGAAUUUUCGAAAGAAGAAGCAAAUGCUAAAGAAUAAUAGCCAAGUCCACUUAAAAAAGAGCAUCAAUAAAUAUUAAAUUUGUUGCUUAUGGAAGACAGCAGCGAAUAAAAUGAUGAUAAAGAAACUAAAUUAGAAAGAAGCACCAGUAAAGAGGUUAAAAUUCACAAAUAAAAGAAAAAAAUAAUUAAACUGGAAUAAAAGCUUAAAGAAGACCGCUUUAAGGAAUUAAUGGAAAAAUAGACAAAAAGUAUGAGAAUGAGUAUUUGGGAAUACAUAAAAUCAAGUGUUUGGCCAUUUGGAGAGCUAAAGAAAAAGAAAUAAAUAAUUAAUUACAGCAUAGACAAACUUUACUACAAUCUUGACAUUUUUAACAUAGUUAAAAGACUUAUAGAAGUUGAAAAGCUUAAAAGAUUGUUACUGGACUAAGAUUAAAUAAAGUUAUUUGAUUAUUUACCAAAGCCAACCAUACAUUCUGACUGCGUUCUGAAAAAAGAUAUGAAACAGAGCUUGUCUAAAUAGUAUGAAGUAGAUAUUAUGUAUUAAGACAAUCGAACAGAAAUGUAAAAGGUUAAGGAUGCCUUCUAGUCAUACAAAAAAAUAAUAAAGAAAACCGAGCACAGUAAAUUAGAUUAGAAAAUAAUUGAUUUACUGGAUCCUAAUUUGCUAUUUCUAUUUCAAACUUAACAAAAUUAAUAAGCUGAAGCUGAAAUUUAAAAAAGUAAAAAACCAGAUAGUCCAUUAUAAGUAGAGGAAGUUUAGUCAUACAGAUAAUCUCACCAACAAGAAUAAGCAUUUGAAUAAGAUCUCUCUACCCUCAGAAACGAGAUUAAAUUAUUAAAACAGGCCUUAUCUAGUCCUCGCAUGGAAUUAUAGUAGUAACCCAUCAUUUCAAUAUCGUCUGAUAAUAUGGAAAUGAUUAACUUAGAGAGUAUCUAAUAAAGAAAUUCAAAUUAUCCAAGUGUUAUUUUAUAAAAUAAUUCUACUCAAAAAAAUUAAGAGAAUAAACAAAAUGAACAAGAACAAAGUUUCAGCAGUGAAAUUGCAAUAGAAGAUAUAUAAAAUUAGCCAAACCAGUUUGUUGCAAAGAAUAAAAAUAGUGAAAUCUAAUUUAAAAUUGACAGCUGA
Tetrahymena thermophila SB210 is the source of this 2553-nucleotide messenger RNA. RefSeq names its product transmembrane protein, putative. Lineage: Eukaryota; Ciliophora; Oligohymenophorea; Hymenostomatida; Tetrahymenidae. Gene Ontology annotation, cellular component: nucleus. The record is from RefSeq and is a predicted model, not a curated record. Gene Ontology annotation, molecular function: double-stranded DNA binding. The transcript is spliced from 2 exons. Gene Ontology annotation, biological process: reciprocal meiotic recombination.